CCCCAACACCUCACACACAGAGCGGCUGUCUUCACCCAAACACCCCGCUGGGGGCGGUAGUGAGCGGGCAGAGUCCAUUUCAAAAAGGUGUCAUCGUUUUUAUUGGGAAAAAGUUCUGCUUGGUGUCUCGGAUCAUAUGUCGACAACACGGCAAAUGUUUUAAAUCAUGUUUUACGAGAACUCCACAUGGACCACACACAAAAGUUGCGGGACUUCAUCUCUCCUUCCUAUGACUCCCAAGAAACCUCAGCAGUGGCUGCAAGUGGUCGGACAUGCAGGGAGUUUUCAUGUUGGGGAUUACGGCACAUUGCUGAAGAGGUUUUGUAAGGGAGAGCAACAAUGCUACCUCAGGCUGAUGGAGGACACUUUGAGGCCCUUUGUUCCAGCCUAUCACGGUGUGGUGCAGCGGGACGAGCAGGAUUACAACAUGAUGGAUAACUUGCUGACACAUUUCAACACACCUGCCAUCAUGGAUUGCAAGAUGGGCAGUCGCACUUACCUCGAGGAGGAGCUGCUGCUGGCUCGAGAGCGGCCUCAGCCUCGUAAGGACAUGUAUGAGAAGAUGGUGGCCGUGGACCCAGAGGCCCCCACGGUCCAGGAACGAGCCCAGAAGGCAGUGCUGAAAACCAGGUACAUGCAGUGGAGGGAGACACUGAGCUCCACAACAACUCUAGGUUUCCGUAUUGAAGGAUUCAAGAAGCCAAACGAAGAAUGUCACACAAACUUCAAAAGGACCAAAAGCAGAGAUCAAGUGAUGAAAGCACUUGACAACUUUGUUGAAUCCAAUACCCACAUUGUGUGGGGGUAUCUGAGACGCUUGAAACAGUUGCGGCAGGUCUUGGAGGCAUCAGACUUCUUCAGAACACACGAGGUCGUGGGCAGUUCCUUACUGUUUGUACACGACUGGACAGGCAGGACAGGUGUGUGGAUGAUUGACUUUGGAAAGAGUGUGGCCUUGCCAUCACACACCACCUUGGACCACCGUACUCCCUGGGUAGAAGGCAACCGAGAAGAUGGCUACCUUUGGGGUCUGGACAACCUCAUUGAUAUACUGGCCAACAUGCUGCCACUGACCUGAACACCACUCUAAACAUGUGUGGAAAUUUACUCUCAGUCCUUCCUCCGCUACUCUUAAGUGAACAACUGCAGAUGCACUGGCUUCUGAAAUUGGUUGUGUUGAAUUGUGGGAAUGAACUUUAUUGGAAAAAUACAGCGUGAGGGUGUAAAAAAAAAUGGAGGAUGUGAUUGAUUACAAUAACAACACAUUUUUAAAAAUGUGUUACAAAGAAAAUACUUUCCAGACAGAUUUAUUUUUACUAAAUGAAGUCCACAAUAUGAGUCAAAAGGUUGUUUGUGAUUUAUAGAAACAACCUGAGCAUAAAGUUUGAACACUAAAUAAACCUACAACUCUGAGCAGGAGACGUCUGACAGUCCGCUCAUUCUUUCAGGAAACACAUUUAUAAGCCAGACAUGGUUGCCCUCUCUGGAUUGGGAUACUUCCACUGUGUUAUUAAAAUGGUGCUAAAACUACUGAUACUGAAAAAUGGACUAAUUUCUUUGUUUCACUAUUAUUAAAUAUUUUAUUCAAAUGCAUCACAGUGUGCAUAAAUAUGUUGUAAUGAUGAAAACACUACAUACUUUGAGACUUUUAUCUACAGAUGAUGUUGGUAGUUGAGACCAGUAUUAGUGUGUUCCUUGUGGUCCAACAAACAUCAGUCCUUUACAAUGAUUAAUGGAGUUAAUGGUUUGAU
Larimichthys crocea (large yellow croaker) is the source of this 1751-nucleotide messenger RNA. RefSeq names its product inositol-trisphosphate 3-kinase Ca (gene itpkca). The coding region runs from base 167 to 1078 and encodes 303 amino acids. The record is from RefSeq and is a predicted model, not a curated record. Lineage: Eukaryota; Metazoa; Chordata; Actinopteri; Sciaenidae. The transcript is spliced from 7 exons. Gene Ontology annotation, molecular function: inositol hexakisphosphate kinase activity. Gene Ontology annotation, cellular component: nucleus; cytoplasm. Gene Ontology annotation, biological process: phosphatidylinositol phosphate biosynthetic process; inositol phosphate biosynthetic process.